UCUCUUCUCCCACCAACCUCAAGGUCAAGUGCUCUCUUUUGGUUCUCCCCGCCAGCCUCUUCACCUCUAUACUCCUCUCCUCGGUUCUUUUCUUCCCUCUCUCUCUCUCUCUCUCUCUCGACAGCAGGCAAGGAUGCAAGUCUCUCAGAAGUACUCUCCUUCUGAGAUCUCUCUCCACACCACCAAGAAGGAUUGCUGGCUGAUCAUCCAUGGCAAGGUUUAUGAUGUGACCACCUUCUUGGAGGACCAUCCUGGAGGGGAGGAUGUGCUUCUGCAAGCCUCAGCCAAUGGAGAUGCAACUCAGUCAUUUGAGGAGGUGGGCCACAGCUCCACAGCCAUCAGCAUGAUGGAGGGCUACUCGAUCGGUGUCGUCGAAGGCUACAAGGGCGGUGCUGCCGGCGGAGGAGCCCCAAACACCAAGGGAGCAGUGGUUGGGGGGCCAGUCAGAGCCAGGACACUGCAACAGCGGCAACCCCAAACUUCCUCCGGCUUCUUGGACCUCCUCCUUCCUGUGCUAGUCCUUGGCCUGGCCUUUGGUGCUUGGUAUUACCUCACCUUCUACUCCAAAGCCAAGGCGUGAGGACCAUCCAAAGGGUCAAGUUUGGUUGGAUGAAUAUUCCUAAGAUUUUGAGAGGGAUGGAGAGUCAUGUGAAAUAAAAAAAAAGCCUUGAAGAUGAUAUCUUUUUGGCUAGGGAGAGAGUUUUGCAGGUAGUCUUGGUUGGUUUACCAAACUUGUGUGCUUGUUGCUAUCUCUGCUCAUGUUUUGGCUGAUUGUAAGAAUCAACUUGAAGAAAUUCAUAUUGGAAGUGAACCCAUUACAUUAAUCUCUUGUGGAAGGAGUUUUCUUUAUUACAGUAUCACCAUGAACCAAUUUAAUGCU
Phoenix dactylifera (date palm) is the source of this 880-nucleotide messenger RNA. Its product is annotated as cytochrome b5-like. The record is from RefSeq and is a predicted model, not a curated record. NCBI's taxonomy places the organism in Eukaryota, Viridiplantae, Streptophyta, Magnoliopsida, Arecales, Arecaceae. Gene Ontology annotation, cellular component: intracellular membrane-bounded organelle; membrane. Gene Ontology annotation, molecular function: heme binding.